Phacochoerus africanus (Common warthog) is the source of this 4042-nucleotide messenger RNA. It is a transcript of the gene TMEM63A, whose product is annotated as transmembrane protein 63A. The transcript is spliced from 24 exons. The coding region runs from base 1244 to 3661 and encodes 805 amino acids. Gene Ontology annotation, molecular function: calcium-activated cation channel activity; nucleic acid binding. The record is from RefSeq and is a predicted model, not a curated record. Lineage: Eukaryota; Metazoa; Chordata; Mammalia; Artiodactyla; Suidae. Gene Ontology annotation, cellular component: plasma membrane.
GGCGAUGCUCUUCCGCUUCCCUGGGAGUGUGGUCCUCACUGAACCCUGACCUGCGUCUUGCCAGCACACACCUCGGCGCCCUCGGGCAGCUUCCAGUCCAGUAGCAGAGGCCUCUGGCUCAUAGGAAACACUUUGCGACCCAGCUGGGGGAGAUACGCCGCGCUUAGCGAGCUGGACUAGAUCGGUGUCCCUGGCCGCCCCCAGGUACGGGGAGUACUCGCUUUGGCUCCAGAGGACCGCUGAAAACACUGCGACCUCGUCUGGGGCCAAACAUAGGACCCCUCAGGGGUUUCACUCUCCGGCUGCUUAGAGCGGUGGGGGAGCCGUGGCCUUUCGCAGCGGGCGUCCGGUGACCGCUGGCUGAGCCCGGCCAGACUUCCCAUCCUCCAAACUUUCGGGCCGUUGGAGGAAAUUCGGUGCAAAACAGCAUAAUCAAGAAGGUUUGCCGAUAUUCUCCCCGCGCACCCCCUGCCCGUGACCACCCUGUGCUUGGCCCGGGGCUCCCCGAAGUGCCCGGGAAGGGGGACGCGCCCGGAGGCUGGGGAGGGGAAUUAGCUCUGGCGGCGCCCUCCUCGGUUCCGGGACGCGAGCGGGCAGGGCCGGGGCCUGCAGCCUGCCCGCAGGAGCUGCGAGGGCUAGCAGCGGCCCGGAGGCCAGGCCGGGGCGGAGGAUCACGGAGGGGCCCAGGGCCCCAGGCGCGGGAGGCGGCGGUGAGGCAGAAGCCAGCGCGGGCGAAGCUGCAAAUUGGGAGAGCUGCGGAGGUGCGCAUGCGCGGGAGAUGCCGGAGUUUCACUUUGUAACUUUUAAGUGAUUGAGACACCGCCCCGCCCGGCCGAGUGGAGCCUGAAAAUUUCUCCGGGCCUCGCUGGACCGCCGCACCGCCACCGCCGCAGGGAAGUCUGCAAAGGCCAGUGUCCCAUGACCCGGAUCCGCAAGGCCCUGAAGGCAAUGAGUGGCGGGCCCAAGGCAGCUUGGGAGGUAGCCGGGGCUGCGGUGGCUUUUGCUGAAGCCAGCGUCCACUGAGGCUCUCUCCCGGGGACUCAUCCACAGCCCUUCCUUCCCUGGGGCGUCUGAUGCUGCAGGGCAAACAGGGUCAGGCAUCUGCUUUUCCCGGAUCCCUGUGCCCCACGGGCCCACAGAGGAGACACCCGCCUUGGCUGCGCCAGCGGAGGCAGUGGACACCGCGGGGGAGCUGGAGCCCUGACCCUCCGCCCGGUCCCGUUCUCCAGGGAGGACACGCACCAUGACCGACUCCCCGUUCCUGGAGAUGUGGCCGUCCAGGGCGGUGGCCAUCCGCGAGCGCCUGGGCAUCGGCGACCAACCCAAUGACUCCUACUGCUACAACUCGGCCAAAAACAGCACCGUGCUCCAGGGGGUCACCUUCGGUGGCAUCCCCACUGUCCUGUUCAUAGACGUCACCUGCUUCCUGUUUUUAACAUUGGUAUUUUCCAUCAUAAGAAGAAGAUUCUGGGAUUAUGGCCGCAUUGCCCUGGUGUCAGAAGCAGACAGUGAGUCCAGAUUCCAGAGGCUGUCAUCGUCCUCCUCAGGACAGCAGGACUUUGAAAGCGAGCUGGGAUGCUGCCCCUGGCUGACUGCAAUCUUCCGCCUGCAGGACGACCAGAUCCUGGAGUGGUGUGGGGAGGACGCCAUCCACUACUUGUCCUUCCAGAGACACAUCAUCUUCCUGCUGGUGGUGGUCAGCGCCUUGUCGCUCUGUGUCAUCCUGCCCGUCAACCUCUCGGGGAACUUGCUGGACAAAGACCCUUUCAGCUUUGGGAGGACCACAAUUGCAAACCUACAGACUGACAACAACCUCCUUUGGCUGCACACCGUCUUCGCUAUCAUUUACCUCAUUCUCACCGUGGGCUUCAUGCGGCACCACACCCAGUCCAUCAAGUACAAAGAGGAGAGCCUGGUGAGACGAACCCUGUUCAUCACAGGACUCCCCAAAAACGCCAAGAAGGAGACCGUGGAGAGCCACUUCCGGGACGCAUAUCCCACGUGCGAAGUGGUGGAGGUCCAGCUGUGCUACAACGUGGCCAAGCUGAUUUACCUGUGCAAGGAGAGAAAGAAGACAGAGAAGAGCCUGACCUAUUACACGAACCUACAGGUGAAGACAGGCCAGCGGACCCUCAUCAACCCCAAACCCUGCGGCCAGUUCUGCUGCUGCGAAGUGCGGGGCUGUGAGUGGGAGGAUGCCAUUGCAUACUACACGCGCCUGAAGGCCAGGCUGAUGGAGAGGAUCACGGAGGAGGAGUGCAGGGUCCAGGACCAGCCCCUGGGACUGGCCUUCGUCACCUUCCAGGAGAAGUCCAUGGCCACCUACAUCCUGAAAGACUUCAACGCCUGCAAGUGUCAGGGCCUUCAGUGCAAAGGUGAGCCACAGCCGUCCUCCUACGGCAGGGAUCUGUGCAUCUCCAAGUGGACGGUCACCUUCGCCUCGUACCCGGAGGACAUCUGCUGGAAGAACCUCUCUAUCCAGGGCUUCCGCUGGUGGUUCCAGUGGCUGGGCAUCAACUUCACUCUCUCUGUGGGGCUGUUUUUCCUGACCACACCCUCCAUCAUCCUGUCCACCAUGGACAAGUUCAAUGUCACCAAACCCAUCCAUGCGCUAAACGACCCCGUCAUCAGCCAGUUCUUCCCGACCCUCCUCCUGUGGUCCUUCUCGGCCCUGCUCCCCACUGUCGUUUACUACUCCACGCUGCUGGAGUCUCACUGGACCAAGUCAGGGGAGAACCGGAUCAUGAUGACCAAGGUCUACAUAUUCCUGAUCUUCAUGGUGCUGAUCCUGCCCUCCCUCGGCCUCACCAGUCUGGAUUUUUUCUUCCGGUGGCUCUUUGAUAAAACCUCCUCAGAGGCCUCUAUCAGGUUGGAGUGCGUCUUCCUGCCCGACCAGGGCGCCUUCUUCGUCAACUACGUCAUUGCCUCGGCCUUCAUCGGCAACGGCAUGGAGCUGCUGCGGCUGCCCGGCCUCAUCCUCUACACCUUCCGCAUGGGCAUGGCCAAGACCGUGGCCGACCGCAGGAACAUCAAGCAGAACCAGGCCUUCGAGUUCGAGUUUGGAGCCAUGUACGCCUGGAUGCUGUGUGUCUUCACCGUGAUCAUGGCCUAUAGCAUCACCUGCCCCAUCAUCGCGCCGUUCGGCCUCAUCUACAUCCUGCUCAAGCACAUGGUGGAUCGGCACAACCUCUACUUCGUCUACCUCCCGGCCAAGCUGGAGAAGAGGAUCCACUUCGCGGCCGUGAACCAGGCGUUGGCCGCUCCCAUCCUGUGCCUCUUCUGGCUCUACUUCUUCUCCUUCCUGCGCCUGGGUCUGAAGGCUCCCCUCACCCUGUUCACCUUCCUGGUGGUGCUGCUCACCAUCCUGGUCUGCCUGGCCUACACCUGCUUUGGAUGCUUCAAGCACCUCAGCUCCCUGAACUACAAGAUGGAACAAUCGGUGGCGAGUGACAGAGGAAGUGAGGUCGGGGCCCACCUGCCUCCCCCUUUCACACCCUACGUGCCCCGGAUCCUGAACAGCUCAUCCUCAGAGAAAACAGCCCUGUCCCCACAGCAGCAGCAGACCUACGGUGCCAUCCACAAUAUCAGUGGGACUGUUCCCAGCCAGUGCGUGGUGCAGAGCCCUGCGGACAGUGUGGCAGCCACCUACCAAGAAGCCUGAGGGCCUGGGAGCUGCCGAGCUGGGCCAGGCUUGAGGACUUGGCGAGUCGGGCACAGACACAGGUGGAGAAGCAGCUUGACUCUCACCCCAGCCAAGUUCAGGACUGCUUUCUACAUGCUUUAAGAGCAUCUGCUCUGAAAAGAUGGAAGCAGAAAGGAGCUCUGGCCCUGGGCUUGGUGGGAAGGGUGGGACUGCCAGCCUCUAGUGGUCUUUUCUAGACCCAGUGGAGGAAGGGGAGUCACUGCAGCUCUGGACUCUGCCUGUUCCCCCGAGGCUCUGCUGAUGUCCAGCUCCAUCUUCUGCUGCGGGUCCGGCUUUGGAGCUGGGAUGAUAUCCCCAAUGAUUUUUAGCAAGAUCAUGUGUUGGAACUGUGUCCUCCAA